AUGAUGAAAUAAGACCAAGAUAAGAACAUCUGGGAAUGGGUUCCGUGCAAUUACGACGUCAAAAGAAUCGUAAAGGAUACUCAGACUUCUUGGAAUUUGAGUCCAUAAAUUUCCCUUAAGAUUCCAUCAGAGAAUGGGACUAUAGAUCCCCUAAUCAACAUCAAGAUCGACCAGAGCAGGCCUUUCAUAUACACUGACAAUUUGGGUUGGAAUUGGCAUAAGAGUUGGAACCUUCCAGAUAUCGGUCUGGAAAUGGAAAUUACAGACCCGUUGACGAAUGAGCGUCUAGCCCCUCCGAACAACAUUUAUUGUAAACUGCAAAUUGUGAAGCCAAUCAUAACUCCGAUGAAAACUCAUCAUCUGCUGGAAGUGGGAGCCAAAGGAAACCUCAAGGUGGACAUGGAGAACGGGAAGUGUAUCUUCUCGGGCCUUAAGUUUAAUACUACCUCCUAUAACCAUGAUCAUUAACGAUUCCACAUAGUGAUCACUCUAUAUUUGUGUCAGAGCAAAUUUGAAUUCCCUCAGAUCUUAGACUCUCGUAUCUCCCCUCCAAUAUUUGUGGACUCCCGCAAAUCCGCCAGAGAUAUUGUGAAACAGAAGAUCCAAAAACUGUAAUCAUAUUUCGACCCCUUCUUGCCCAACAAUUUGGAGAAAUAGUUUCUGAUCAUCAAACCCCAGAAUUCAGAAGUCAUUAAAAAUUCUAUAGAUGGACUCAUCAACUAUUUCACGGCUCCCAACAUUCGCCACAAGGUCAAGCAUCCCAUCUUCUUGCUUCUCAAGUUCAGUGCUUGCAUCUCGUUGUACGUAAAUUCUGCCAAAAUCAAAUUUACAGAGCCCGACAAUUUAAUCCAAACUCUACAACACGUUCUUUCUACUAGCAAUGCAUUACAAGGAAUUCAAAAGAUAGAGUAGAAACUCAUCAUUCUAUACAUCGAUUGUAAGAGCAACGAAGCAAAAUCUCAAUAGAAUAUGAAAAAAAUCCAAGAAUUCCUUGAUCCUCUUAACAACGAUUGCGUACAAGUCAUCAUGGACAUCAAUGAUGUGCCCAAAGGAUUCACAAAAAUUGAAAAUCUAGAUGAACUCCAAGGAGCAUACCAUAGAGCUUACAAUUCCUUAUUAAAAUACAAAAGGGAAGAUGAUCAAAUCGAUUAAGAAUAAUUAGAAGAAGAGUAUAAUGCUAAAAUCCCAGAAAAAAAGAAGAAAAAAGAACUUAAAGAACCUGAGUAACUGGUUAAUCCUGAGAGAAUAAGAAAAAUUAUUCAUAUUUCAGGUGCCCUUCCUAACCAAAGUUCAAAUUCGAUGCCUGAACAAGAAAGUAAUCCUAUCAAAUUGGAGCAAUUCUCUAUACCCAACAAUGUUUAAUUGAGACUUCCAACCCAAGAAUAAUCAUAGUAGUAUAUGCAGCAAUAACAACUCCAAUAACAACAAUUACAAUAGAACUUAUCCUUCAAUCCUGCGUCCUUAUGGCUAUAUCUAUAAAAACUUCCUUCAUGA
Paramecium tetraurelia is the source of this 1494-nucleotide messenger RNA. RefSeq lists its product as uncharacterized. The record is from RefSeq and is a predicted model, not a curated record. The transcript has 8 exons. NCBI's taxonomy places the organism in Eukaryota, Ciliophora, Oligohymenophorea, Peniculida, Parameciidae.